AUGGUGGGACUUGUGGUUGAGAAGGUAGAACCUGAGGCACAUGUAGAGUCCAAGGGAGAGGAGGUCAAGGAGCACCGCCUCAUAAAUACAAAGAAGGUGGUUCGGGUGGACGUGGAGCUCCUCGAGACAAAAGUCACAUUCUUUGUUUUAAUUGCAACGAGAUGUGACAUUACUCAACACAAUGUCGAGCAAAGAAGAACAAGCUUACUUCGAAGGAGGUAUCUCGAUCAAGAAGACAACAUAUGCAAAAGGGGUUUUGAACCAAUUGGAAUGCUUGAUUGCAAUUCAAGAGAGGCCCCAAUGGAGCAUAGGGCUCAACUCCAUAAGGAUUCCGAAGGACAACCGAUUGAUGCAACUGAAUAUCGAAGAGUCAUUGUUUGUCUAUGCUAUCUCCUUCAUACAAGGACAUAUCUUUCUUAUGAUGUUGGUGUUACUAGCAGAUUCAUUGAGAUGCCAACUGAGAUACAUCACAAGGCAGUGAAGCAGAUGACCGGAAAAGUAUUAGGGGGCAUGACCUUUUACAUCAAUGAUAGUCUUGUUUCGUGGAACUCCCAGAAACAGAAGUUAGUGGCACUGUUCACAUGUGAAGUAGAUUUCAUGGUUGUAGCAACGACAACGUGUAUGGAACUUUGGUUAAAAUCAUUGUUUUUCGAAUUAAGUGGUUCAAAAUCUAAGGCAGCGAAACUCUACGUUGAUAACAAGUCCGCACUUACACUCAUAAAAUAA
Impatiens glandulifera is the source of this 726-nucleotide messenger RNA. RefSeq lists its product as uncharacterized. The record is from RefSeq and is a predicted model, not a curated record. The transcript is spliced from 3 exons. The coding region runs from base 1 to 726 and encodes 241 amino acids. NCBI's taxonomy places the organism in Eukaryota, Viridiplantae, Streptophyta, Magnoliopsida, Ericales, Balsaminaceae.